AUGUCCUUUACGUGCCAUGUUCUGUAUCAGAAUGUCAGCAAGAAAAUCCAAUGCCCUAACACACAUACAGUCAACCAGCUAAUUGAGCUCAGUCUUGCAAAGUUCAAUCUCUCUCUGUCGUUUGGCGAGCUAUCUUCUGGUGGCAAGAAGUUGGAUGCCCUUUUGCCUAUUCGCUAUACAAACCUAGUCAACAACGCCAAGCUCACACUCACGGUUUCGAAAGGAAACACCGAAGUCAAUUUGAAGAUAGUUGGGACCAUUGAGCUGAAGCAAAUCACAAGCAUGAUGAAAGUGCCACCAUCUAUAACCGCCGCAGAGCUCGUUUUGCAGUUUGCCACAUUGAACAAUCUCGAGAUCGAUUUGGCCAGCAAGCAUGUGCUGUUGAGCGUCUUACAGACUGCAGUCGAUAAUAUCAGUCAUGAAUUUGACAAAACGACACUCAAGUCUCUUUUGGGCACCUCUUCUAGCGCUAUGAUCAGAUUGGUGGUGGAAGACAAGAGCAAACACGCGGCCAAGAAAAAGUUGCAAGAGGAGCAGAGUAAGCUUCGAGCACAAUUGGAGGAGAAGAAGCGCCAGGCCAGAUUGCUUGAAAAGGAGCAGAAGGACGCAAAGGAACCCGAGCCCUCUGUGCACAAAACGGUAACAACAGAGCCAGUACUGAAACCCAAGUCUGAUCAAAUAGAUCAUCCAAAAGAAAAGAGCCUGCCUUCAGAAGGUCCAUCUAAUUCGCUCUCAAACACAAUUGUUCCAGACGAGACGAACUCUGCUAAUACAAAAAGUGAAGAUUUGAUGCAGACAGACCCAGUGAAGACGACACCAGGCGCAUCAGAUGGCAAUUCUGAAAGAAAUGCAAGAUCCUUUGUUUUGAGUAAUGACACCGAGGACACUGUCUAUGUGCCGCAUAAGAAACUUGAAGUGUAUGAGAACCCCGAGGAUGAUUACAACAUGACUACAGCACAGGCAGAAACAUACUUGAACAUCAUCAAGUCCAUGCAGACAAGGCCCAAGAAGAAGAACGAGGCUAAGAGCCCAACACAUUACGCUAUUCGUCUUCGAUUCCCCGACAGGUCUCUAGUGCAAUUGCACAUUGAAGAUCCGGCCACCAAACUCGGCCAGCUUAUGAAGAAAAUCGAUAGCUACAUUGAUCCUAAAUUCAUUAACAGUUACAGGAUCAAAAACGGCACACCGCCUUUUAGAGAAAUCAGGUUUGGCUUUCAAGAAAACGGCACCGCUUUGAACAAGCAUCCGGACUUUCAACAAGAAAAGGUGCUUUUGAUCUGGGAGCCUUCGUCCUCGCAUCAGCCAGGUCCGUAUUUGGUGCAGGGCGUAAACACCAAAGAUGUCAGCCAACUCUCUACAGUCAUGUUAGAAACUCACCGUGGAGAACUAGAAGAGGAUACACUGGCCACAGGAAAAAGCGUAAAGGGAACAAGUGGCGAAAAGCCCAAAUUGAAGACAAAACUUAACAAGAGCAUGCCCAAAUGGUUCAGACCAUAA
Molecule: messenger RNA, 1497 nt
Organism: Clavispora lusitaniae ATCC 42720
Lineage: Eukaryota; Fungi; Ascomycota; Pichiomycetes; Serinales; Metschnikowiaceae
Biological process (GO): intracellular protein transport
Cellular component (GO): nucleus; vesicle membrane; cytoplasm
Source: RefSeq, a predicted model, not a curated record